Danio aesculapii is the source of this 1179-nucleotide messenger RNA. RefSeq names its product CLN6 transmembrane ER protein b (gene cln6b). The transcript is spliced from 7 exons. Lineage: Eukaryota; Metazoa; Chordata; Actinopteri; Cypriniformes; Danionidae. The record is from RefSeq and is a predicted model, not a curated record. The coding region runs from base 1 to 930 and encodes 309 amino acids.
AUGCCGACCGUCAUCCGCAAGAGGCAAAACUGUGGCCUGAACACCACAUUUAUGAGCAGAUGUGCAUCGAGGGAGUUGAGAGAGUCCUGUCUGACCCCAGAUCAGUUUCACAGCCAUUUCUGGUGCUGUUUUACUCUCCAAAACUGGCUGCUAGACAUCGGCAGGCCUGUAAUAAUGAUCUUCUGUCCGCUGGAUUGGUUUCCUCUCAACAAACCCAGCGCUGCAGAUUAUUUCCACAUGUUGUACAACAUCACAACACCAUUGCUUCUGCUCAAGCUGAUGGAGCGCAGCCCGAAGACACUGCCUCGCUCCGCCAUGUACCUGUGCAUCAUCACCUUCGUCAUGGGCUCCAGCAUUCACCUUAUGGGGGAAUCCAUUAACCAGCGGCUGCUGAUCAGUGGAUACCAGACACACCUUACCCUCAGAGAAAACCCCAUUAUCAAGAGACUCACACCACACACACUGAUUGACUCAUUUGAGUUACUACAGUAUUAUGAUGAAAGUCUGGGCCAUUUUAUGUGGUAUGUCCCUCUGUUUCUCAUCCUGUUCCUGUAUUUCACUGGAUGUUUCACAAUUGUCAAAGCAGAGGAGAAGAUGCCUGUCUCAGCUUGGCUUCUGCUGGGUCCUAGUGGCCUUUACUACUGGUAUCUGGUGACAGAAGGACAGAUUUUCAUCCCAUUUAUUUUCACGUUUUUCGCCAUGACGGCUACAGUUCUGCAUCAGAAGCGUAAAGGUUUUCUUCCUGACAGUAAUGGACUGUUUCUGCUCUACAGUUUCUCGAUUUCGCUCUUUUUAGUGAGCGUCUGGGUCACCUGUCUGUGGAACGAUGAAGUGUUGCGGAAGAAAUAUCCAGGAGUGAUGUAUAUCCCAGAACCGUGGGCUCUUUACACAUUACACCUCAGAAACAAACACACCACACUUACAGACUGAAAAAUAUCACUUACAUCACAAAACAUAAACUCUUUCCAUCAUUUCACUGUUGUUUUUGGAGAGUGUUGUUCCCAUUUCAGACUCAUUCCUGCAAUACUUUACUCUAUUCUAAGUUGUCAAGAUUGAUUUUCUUCACUAUUACUUAUAAACACCAAGUUUUCCAGUGUUGUUCCUUUCUAUAUUCCUUCAUCAUUCACCUUCAUUUUUUAUUUCUUAUGGUCAUGUAUUAUUUGUCUGGUUUAUAUUACA